CUUGCUUGUGCAGCCAUGGCGGAUUUGUCAGUAGCCACUCAGUCCCCGUCUGUCUCCUAGUCGUCGUCCUCCGGGGCCGAGCCGUCCGCGCCCCGGGGGGGCGGCGGCGGGAGCCCGGGAGCCUGCCCCGCCCUUGGGUCGAAGAGCUGCAGCUCCUCCUGUGCGGUGCACGAUCUGAUUUUCUGGCGAGACGUGAAGAAGACUGGGUUUGUCUUUGGCACCACGCUGAUCAUGCUGCUUUCCCUGGCAGCCUUCAGUGUCAUCAGUGUGGCGUCUUACCUCAUCCUGGCUCUUCUCUCUGUCACCAUCAGCUUCAGAGUCUAUAAGUCUGUCAUGCAAGCUGUGCAGAAGUCAGAAGAAGGCCAUCCAUUCAAAGCCUGCUUGGACUUGGACAUUACCCUGUCCUCUGAAGCGUUCCAUAAUUAUGUGAAUGCUGCAAUGGUGCACGUCAACAGGGCCCUGAAGCUCAUCAUUCGUCUCUUUCUGGUGGAAGAUCUGGUUGACUCCUUGAAGCUGGCUGUGUUCAUGUGGCUGAUGACCUAUGUUGGUGCCGUUUUCAAUGGAAUCACCCUUCUGAUUCUUGCUGAGCUGCUCGUUUUCAGCUUCUCAAUUAUCUAUGAGAAGUACAAGACCCAGAUUGAUCACUAUGUUGGCAUAGCCCGAGAUCAGACCAAGUCAAUUGUUGAAAAAAUCCAAGCAAAACUCCCUGGAAUCGCCAAAAAAAAAAGGCCGAAUAAGCACAUGGAAACCAGAAAUUCAACAGUUACUAAAAGAUCGUUUAAUAGUUAUAACGUUAUUACUUGUACCAUGAAGGAACAUGCUCAGUGUCAGCUUGAGCCUGCAUUCCAAGCUUUUUUUUAAUUUGGUGUUUUCUUCCCUCCUUUCUCUUUACCCUCAGUAUCAAGCACAAGAAAUGUUGGAUUGGAAAAA
Molecule: messenger RNA, 930 nt
Organism: Heterocephalus glaber (naked mole-rat)
Lineage: Eukaryota; Metazoa; Chordata; Mammalia; Rodentia; Bathyergidae
Source: RefSeq, a predicted model, not a curated record